AUGGAGGUGAAUACUGGAAAUUCCUGUUACAAUGAAAAGCAAUCUUUAGUUCAUUCCAAAUCUACCAAUGAAGAAAAAAGGCCUGCAGAAAAAGAAUCGAGCACUCCUGUAUUUGUUAAUUAUGCUGCAAUUGCUUGGCAUGAGAGUAGAAAAAAGUGGGUUGGUGAUCAGCGGAUGCAAAGAAUGGCAAAGGAUCCAAUCAUAAGCUGGUCAACAGCAUAUGAAGAUCUGCUUUCGACGCAUGACUCUUUUCCUGAGCCAAUCCCCUUAACUGAAAUGGUAGACUUUUUAGUUGAUAUAUGGCAUGAUGAAGGCCUCUUCGAUUAG
This is a messenger RNA of Prunus armeniaca (apricot), 327 nucleotides long. The record is from the annotation of a GenBank genome assembly. NCBI's taxonomy places the organism in Eukaryota, Viridiplantae, Streptophyta, Magnoliopsida, Rosales, Rosaceae.